This is a messenger RNA of Solanum tuberosum (potato), 657 nucleotides long. RefSeq lists its product as uncharacterized. The transcript is spliced from 2 exons. NCBI's taxonomy places the organism in Eukaryota, Viridiplantae, Streptophyta, Magnoliopsida, Solanales, Solanaceae. Bases 1 to 657 code for a protein of 218 amino acids. The record is from RefSeq and is a predicted model, not a curated record.
AUGGCCAUAGUACGGUCUGUUAUUUCUAUUGCAGCUGCUAGACAUUGGCACAUCCAUCAAAUGGAUGUUUACAAUGCUUUCCUACAAGAAGACCUCUAUGAAGAGGUGUAUAUGACACUUCCUGAAGGUUUCAGUGGGGAAUUUGGAAACAGUCAAGCAUGUAAAUUGAGUGAUGCUGGAAUUUUAAUACACCAGAGGAAGUAUGCCUUAGAGCUCAUAUCCGACAUGGGGUUAGCAGGUGGCAAACCAGUUUCAACCCCAAUGAAAUUGAAUCAAAAACUUACUACAGUGGAAUUUGAUGACAACAUUCCACCCACACAUCCUGAUGAAAUGUUGAAGGAUCCUGCUAGUUAUCAAAGGUUAAUUGGGAGGUUGUUGUACCUCACCACCACCAGAUCAAAUAUAUCAUUUGCUGUACAAUGUCUGAGCCAAUUUAUGCAUUCUCCAAAGGCUUCACAUAUGAAAGCUACACUCAGAUUAGUGAGAUAUUUGAAGUCAGCACCAGGUCUUGGUAUUCUGAUGUCUUUUGUAGGGGGAACUGAGCUAAAAGUGUUUUGUGAUGCAGACUGGGGUGCAUGCAUUAAUAGUAGAAGAUCAGUCACAUGGUACCUGAUACAAUAUGGAGGUUCACUUAUAUCUUGGAAGUCUAAGAAAUAG